Tripterygium wilfordii is the source of this 2390-nucleotide messenger RNA. RefSeq names its product DEAD-box ATP-dependent RNA helicase 37-like. The transcript has 6 exons. Gene Ontology annotation, cellular component: nucleus. The coding region runs from base 1 to 1845 and encodes 614 amino acids. Gene Ontology annotation, molecular function: ATP binding; RNA helicase activity; RNA binding. Lineage: Eukaryota; Viridiplantae; Streptophyta; Magnoliopsida; Celastrales; Celastraceae. The record is from RefSeq and is a predicted model, not a curated record.
AUGACCAUGAGAACUUCGUGGGCGGAUAUGGCUGCAAACUCUGGGGCUGACAAUGCUGCUCCUGGGUCAGCAAACAAUGCGGGUAAUAGUAACACUUCUGCACCUGCACGAUCAGCAUAUGUUCCUCCUCAUCUUCGCAAUCGGCCAGCCUCUUCAGAGCCGCCUGCUCCUGCUUACUCUGCGCCUGUCUCAAGUAAUGAUCGAGCUGGGUAUGGUGGACCUCGCCGGGCUGGUUCCCAAAAUGAUUUUCGUUCUGGGUAUGUUGGUGGUCGAGUAGGAGGAUGGGGUAACAGAGGUGGUGGUUGGGACCGUGGUAGAGAGAGGGAAGCCAACCCAUUUGGUGAUGAUGACGAAACAGAGGAGCCUUUCAGUGAGCAGGGAAACGCUGGGAUUAAUUUUGAUGCAUAUGAGGAUAUUCCAGUGGAGACUAGUGGGGAUAACGUACCGCCACCUGUGAAUACAUUUGCGGAGAUUGACCUUGGGGAAGCACUCAAUGAGAAUAUCCGGAGGUGUAAGUAUGUCAAACCAACACCCGUGCAGCGGUAUACAAUCCCAAUCUCUCUUGGCGGGCGGGAUUUGAUGGCAUGUGCCCAGACUGGUUCUGGCAAGACAGCUGCUUUCUGUUUCCCUAUUAUCAGUGGAAUUAUGAAGGGACAGGGACAGAGUACACAUAGACCAGUACGUGGGUCGCGCACAGCAUACCCACUUGCGCUCAUUCUUUCUCCAACUCGGGAGCUUUCAUGCCAAAUACAUGAGGAAGCUAAGAAGUUCUCAUACCAAACCGGGGUCAGGGUGGUUGUUGCUUAUGGAGGAGCUCCUAUUAAUCAGCAGCUGCGAGACCUGGAGAGAGGUGUUGAUAUCCUAGUGGCUACUCCUGGAAGAUUGGUAGAUUUGUUGGAGAGAGCUAGAGUUUCUUUACAAAUGAUCAGGUAUCUAGCUCUGGACGAGGCAGAUCGAAUGUUGGAUAUGGGUUUUGAGCCUCAAAUUAGGAAAAUUGUGGAACAAUGUGACAUGCCUCCACAAGGUGUCAGACAGACAAUGUUGUUCAGUGCUACAUUUCCAAAAGAGAUACAGAGAUUGGCCUCUGAUUUCCUUUCAAAUUAUAUUUUCUUGGCUGUUGGACGAGUGGGUUCAAGUACUGAUUUGAUCGUCCAAAGAGUUGAAUUUGUUCAUGAAUCUGACAAAAGGAGUCAUCUCAUGGACCUUCUUCAUGCACAGAGGUCAAAUGGUGCCCACGGCAAGCAAGCUUUGACAUUGGUUUUUGUGGAGACAAAGAAGGGAGCUGAUUCACUUGAACACUGGUUGUCAGUUAAUGGUUUCCCUUCCACUACUAUUCAUGGUGAUAGAUCGCAACAGGAAAGAGAACAAGCAUUACGAUCAUUCAAAAGUGGUAUCACACCAAUUUUGGUGGCAACAGAUGUGGCAGCACGGGGUCUUGACAUUCCCCACGUUGCUCAUGUGGUCAACUUUGAUCUACCAAAUGACAUUGAUGAUUAUGUUCAUCGAAUUGGUCGAACAGGGAGAGCUGGUAAAACAGGCUUGGCUACUGCCUUCUUCAAUGAGAACAAUGGAUCGCUGGCAAAGUCAUUAUCUGAUCUAAUGCAAGAGGCAAAUCAAGAAGUACCUGCUUGGUUAUCUCGGUUUGCUGCGCGUUCUUAUGGCGGAGGGAGGAAUCGUCGUUCAGGGGGAGGUCGGUUCGGCGGCCGUGACUUUCGAAGGGACUCUUCUUCUAAUAGGGGUGGUUCAGACUACUAUGGUGGAGGCUACAGCAACAGCGGUGGAUUGGGGGCUUCAAGUGGUUAUGGAGGAGGGUAUGGCCCAGGGGUUACCAGUGCGUGGGAUUAAUAACUGAACAUGCUACAUACUUAGUGUCUAGCAAUUGCAGACUAUUCCCCCUUUCAUAGGGGAUACUUUUGGCUUCUUUUUUUUUUUUUUCCUUGUGCCUUUGAGAUAGCGUUUCAUGUGAUCAGUGCUACUACAAUCGUUGCCAUUAGGGAGGGGAUGAUGUAAGUUUGGGGUGGUUGCAGGAACAGAGGCGUUGACGGUUGGUAAUGGUAGGUUUUCGUGAAAAAGUUCUGACAGUAUUGGGGGAUUCUGUGUCCUAGCUCUCUCUUGAUCCUUUUUCUUUUUCUAUUUCCUGUAAUUUUGUUGGGUGGUGGUGGUGGGUUGUGUAGUAUAUGUAGCAGUGGGGCAGAGGGAGUGUUCUUUCGGCUGCAUCCUUUUCAAUCUCAUAGGCAUGUUUUUCAACCCAUUUUUAUUGGGAUAUAACCAUUGAGGUCUCUGAUCCUUAAAAAGAGUUCCUUACUUCCUUUGAAGUUUAUUUUCUCCUCAAUGAAGUUUAAAAUGCUUUUGUACUGAAAUAAAUUUGGAAUUUCUGUUUCCUUUUGAGA